AUGGAUAGACGACGCAACGGAGGAAGGAUGCUUGACGCAAGCGAACGAAGCGAUGCGACGGACAUGUUGGAGAUCUUGGCAGAUUUCAAUGCGGCGAGGAAUGGAUAUGCUGCGGGAGCCGCCAUCGAGGCCGAGACUGAGACUGAGGAAGGAGAAAAGGCAGCUACCGAGGAGAAAACAGCCGCUGGUAGUAGCAAGAAGGACCCCAAGGCUAGUAAGGAGAAGGCGAAAGCAUCCAAUGGCAGCAAGGACGCCAAGGUACCUAGUGAGAAGACGGCAAAGAGCGUCCAGGCUACCGGUACAGAAAAAGUCAAGGCGCAAGAUGUAAAGGAGAAGGUUACCCCGGUCGGCCUAAGUCGGGCUAUGGAUAUGGAAGAUAUGCUGCGAGCAAAGCAAGUCAUGUCCACUCAGGUUCCACGGGGGCAAGCAGAGAAGGCUACGCCGGUUGGCCUAAGUCGAGCCAUGGAUAUGGAAGAUAUGCUGCGAGCAAAGCAAGUGAUGUCCACUCAGGUUCCUCUGGUGCAAGAAGAGAAGGUUAUUUCGGUCGGACUAAGUCGGGCUAUGGAUGCGGAAGAUUUGCUACGAGCAAAGCAAGUGCUUUCCGCGCAAGGUCCUAAGGAGCAAGCUCUGGUCGUGACCGCGGGCACCCCUAUCAAGCAACGUACCGUCUCGGUUGCUGCUCCUUCUGGGGGUGAUGCUCCAAGCCCGCAAUGUGAGGUGGAUAUGGGCUUUAUUGGCGAAACGAUGAUUGUCUCCACCUUUCGCAACUCGAGUGCGACUCAGACAAGUCAGGUUGGAGCUGUUCACGUGACGCCCUCGGGAGGACCACCCCGUAAUGACAUUGAAAUUGGGAUGGACGGGGAACUCUCCAAUGACUCGAUGCACUCGAUGAUAUCGAGAGACUCCAUUGGGGGUAUCACCACCGCCACUGUUAGUUUGGAUGGCAUGCCUCUAGCACCCGAUGAUACCCUUGCAAAUGCCACAUUGGUCGAUGACGAGGAAGUCGUGGAGGCAAGGAAGGCCCCAGAAGGUUUCAAGGCGAUUGUCGCCAACAAGAGAUUUGGGUACCUCGUGGCUGGCAUGGUCAUCGUUUUGCUUGUUGUGAUUAUACCUGUGGCGGUAGUUGUUCCCAGGAACAAAGGCACAGCAACAGUCAUCACCGCCAAUGCAACUUUCUUUGAGUGCGGCACGGCUCUGAAAAAUCAAGCUGAUUACCGAGGAACUAUCAAUGUUACAUCAUCGGGAGUUCUCUGUCAAAGGUGGGAUUCACAGUUCCCAAAUAGCCAUGCUUUCCUGCCAGAGGAGUAUCCAGAAGCUGACCUCUCAGAAAACUAUUGUCGAAAUCCUGAUGGCGAGGCGCGCCCUUUUUGUAUUGCGGCUGUCCCUGGCCUUAGUCAAAAAGUUUUCUGCAGUGUGCCGUACUGCGAUGGCGAGAUCCGUGUGGACAACACGCUUUGUGGAACCCUAAAAGGAAGAGAACAAUCUGACUACAGAGGCACAAUCAACACAACCAUGACGGGGAAACCAUGUCAGCGCUGGGAUUCCCAGCUACCUCAUCACCACCCCUACAGCCCAGACAUGUAUCCGCUGGCUGGCCUUGAAUCCAACUACUGCAGGAACCCAGACUCAGAAAGUGCUGCUUGGUGUUACACAACUGAUAACAAGACCCGAUGGGAGUUUUGUGAUGUGCCUUUUUGUGAGGUCGUCUACUACAAUGGUACUGAGUCAGAUGCUGGGAGCGACGUACCAGUUGCAGAAGAGGAGAGUGGUGGCAACAACAAGGAGGUCUGUGGAUCACCUCUGAUAAACCAGGCUGACUAUCGUGGCAAUGUCAAUCAUACUGAGAGUGGCAGAACCUGUCAGCGUUGGGACUCACAGCUUCCCCAGAGACACUCCGUAACUCCAGAAAAUUAUCCAGAUCUUGGCUUGGAAGAGAAUUAUUGUCGUAAUCCUGACGGGGAGCCAAGGGCAUGGUGCUACACAACUGACGAAGAGAAAAGGUGGGAGUUCUGCGAUAUCCCUGAUUGUGACUCAGCAGACAAGAAACUUUGUGGAACCUAUGAUGGGAAGCAACAGGAUUACAUGGGCAUGAUCAACGUGACAAAGAGUGGUUUGGCAUGCCAGCGAUGGGAUACACAAGAACCUCACUAUCACUACGAGCACCCCGCAUUGAUGCCGAACAAGAACUUGAUUGGAAAUGCUUGCAGGAACCCGACUAGCGAUGAAAGGGCCUGGUGUUAUACGCAAGAUCCUAAUGUCAUCUGGGAGUACUGUGAUGUACCUUUCUGUAUGUCUGAAGAGGCAAGAGAAAGGAGCAUGGUCUGUGGAAGUCGGGAAGAACGCCAAGCAGACUAUCGUGGGACCGUAGCUGUCACAGAAAGUGGCCGGCGAUGCCAGCACUGGGGAACAGAUUUUCCUCACAAGAAUGCCCCUGACCCCGCAAAAGCAAAUAUGUUGCAGGAGAACUACUGUCGCAAUCCAGAUGGGUUGUCCCGAGCCUGGUGCUACACAACUGACCCGACUGUUCGGAACGAGUUUUGCAAUAUUCCUUAUUGCGAGGACAUGGAAGCGGAAGAGGAUGAAGGUCUUCUCGAGGUGAACCUCCUCGAAUGUGGAUCACAAGACCUCCAGCAAGCAGACUACCGAGGUUUUGUCAAUGAAACUGCAGGAGGAAUUGCCUGCCAAGCUUGGAGUGCUCAAACACCACAUGAACACGGCCUGGCACCAGAGGACCACCCGGAUUCUGGUUUGUCUGGCAACUUUUGUCGCAAUCCAGAUGGAGAGCCCAGGGCUUGGUGCUACACGGUUGACCCGGAAAAGAGGUGGGAUUUUUGCGAUAUUUCUUAUUGCGAGGACAUGGAACCGGAAGAAGAUGAUGAAGAAGAAGGUCUUCUCGAGCAGGUGCUCUGCGCAAAUUGCACAUCAUUCGAAUGUGGCUCACCAGACAUCCUGCAAGCAGACUACCGAGGUUUUGUCAAUGAAACUGUAGGAGGAAUUGCUUGCCAAGCGUGGAGUGCUCAAACGCCACAUGAACAUGGCCUGGCACCAGAGGACCACCCGGAUUCUGGUUUGUCUGGCAACUUUUGUCGCAAUCCAGAUGGAGAGCCCAGGGCUUGGUGUUACACGGUUGACCCGGAAAAGAGGUGGGAUUUUUGCAGUGUGCCGAUUUGCGCUUGA
Seminavis robusta is the source of this 3177-nucleotide messenger RNA. The record is from the annotation of a GenBank genome assembly. NCBI's taxonomy places the organism in Eukaryota, Bacillariophyta, Bacillariophyceae, Naviculales, Naviculaceae.